Molecule: messenger RNA, 216 nt
Organism: Phytophthora nicotianae INRA-310
Lineage: Eukaryota; Oomycota; Peronosporomycetes; Peronosporales; Peronosporaceae
Exons: 1
Coding region: 1-216 (71 amino acids)
Source: RefSeq, a predicted model, not a curated record
AUGCAACUCGUGAAAGGUCUCAUCAUCGUCGCCUUCGCCACCGCGUUGUAUAUCUCUUCGACUACAGCCGACGACAGCGUUGACGUCAAAGAGAAUACGUCCAAUGUUCGUAAGCUCUACUACACUAGAUUCCCGACUCCAAGCCCUGUCGCCAACCGCAAGCUCUACUACACUAAGGUCCCGACGCCGAGUCCCGCUGCCAAGGGCCGCAACUGA